UUGGGGCCCAUGAAAGAAACGAUUAUCUUAGAUUAAUUUAAUCGUUAAUAAUAAUUAACUCUAAUCAAGACCUUCUCAUAGUUCAUUCAACACCAUAACAAACUUCCUGAUCCUUAACGUUGUUUCGAUCAAAUGUUCUAUAUGGAAGCCAUGCGAGACAAGAGUCCCCCUCCAGCUUAACAAAUCGUCACAAACUGACACGAAACUUGUCAUUCUCAUUCCUCUGAAAUUCCCUGCAAACGAUGUCGUUCAUCGUUGGUAUGAUCAUUGGCAUGUCCAUCGGGAUGGGACUGAUGGUUGCGUUUGCUCGUUACGAGAAUGUUCGAUCCAGACGUCGCUCCCAAUUGGCAAAGACUAUUGCGGCAUUUGCUAGAAUGACAGUACAAGACUCUCGAAAGCUUCUUCCACCAGAGUUCUAUCCUCCUUGGGUAGUUUUCUCAAAACGACAGAAGUUGAAUUGGCUUAAUCUCCAUCUCAAGAAGAUAUGGCCUUAUGUUAAUGAGGCAGCAUCAGAGCUAAUCAGAAAUAAUGUUGAGCCGAUUCUUGAACAAUAUAGGCCAAUUGUUUUAUCGGCUCUCACGUUUUCCAAGUUGACACUUGGCACUGUCGCUCCGCAAUUUACUGGAGUUUCAAUAAUUGAGGAAGAAAGUGGGGAUAAAGGAGUCACCAUGGAGUUGGAGAUGCAGUGGGAUGGCAAUCCAAGUAUUAUUCUCGAUGUUAAAACCAGGGUUGGUCUUGGACUACCCAUACAGGUAAAAAAUAUUGGAUUUACAGGGGUUUUCAGGUUAAUCUUCAAGCCCCUAGUUGACGAAUUCCCGGGUUUUGCAGCCGUUUCUUAUUCCUUGAGGCAGAAAAAAAAUCUGGAUUUCACACUAAAAGUUGUUGGUGGUGACAUAUCAUCAAUCCCUGGGAUUUCAGAUACCAUUGAGGAAACAAUACGAGAUGCUAUUGAAGAUUCUAUAACGUGGCCAGUUCGCAAAAUUGUACCUAUGUUACCUGGAGAUUAUAGUGAUCUGGAGUUGAAGCCUGUUGGAAGAUUAGAAGUCAAACUUGUGCAAGCCAAGGAGUUAACGAAUAAAGACAUUAUUGGGAAGUCAGAUCCUUUUGCUGUGUUGUUUGUACGUCCACUACGUGACAGGAUGAAAACCAGCAAAACUAUAAAUAACCAAUUAAAUCCUAUUUGGAAUGAGCACUUUGAGUUCAUCGUCGAAGAUGCAGCCACUCAGCACUUGACAGUAAGGAUAUUUGAUGAUGAGGGGCUUCAGCCAUCUGAACUCAUUGGUUGUGCUCAAGUUGCAUUAAAGGAGCUUGAGCCUGGUAAAGUGAAGGAUGCGUGGCUGAAACUAGUCAAGGAUUUGGAGGUUCAGAGAGAUGCUAAAAACAGGGGUCAAGUACAUUUGGAGCUCCUGUACUGUCCAUAUGGCAUGGAGAAGACGUUUAAAAAUCCCUUUGACCCUGAUUUCUCAUUGACAUCUUUGGAGAAGGCCCUUCAGAGUGGAGACGGUACAGAGGCUACUGAGCCUGAGAGAACUAGUAAGAAGAAAAGGGAUGUCAUUGUGAGAGGAGUAUUGUCCGUGACCGUAAUCGCUGCCGAAAAUUUGCCAGCAGUUGACUUUAUGGGAAAGGCUGACCCCUUUGUCGUCCUUACAAUGAAGAAAUCUGAAAAGAAAGAAAGGACAAGGGUUAUAAACAACAGCCUGAAUCCAGUUUGGAAUCAAACAUUUGAUUUUGUUGUGGAGGAUGCAUUACAUGAUAUGCUAAUUGCAGAAGUCUGGGACCAUGACAUGCUUAAAAAGGAUAAGAUUGGGAAGUGCAUCAUGACACUCACAAGGGUAUUACUAGAAGGGGAAUAUCAGGACUGUUUCCCUCUUGAUGGUACCGAACCAGGGAAGCUGUUUUUGCAUCUCAAGUGGACACCACAAUUUGUAUUUCGCGACAGUGAUUCGAUGAGAGGCAAUGCGGUAAAUGGAAAGUAAACUAGACUUUCUGUACCAUAACCUAAGAUUUCGUUCAUUCUGCAUACAAAAGGUCAGAGAGAACUCUACCCCAGUACCCAGUCACCAAGCUGUACAAAAAAAACAGAGAUAAGAGAGAGUCCUCCAGUUUGUUCGACGCCUACAUACACCUGUCUGAUGUUAGUUCCUUUUUCUUUCUUUUUUUGUUCUCUCUUCUCUUUUCUGCCACUAAAAGGACAUAAAUUUUGAGGAGCAAAUGCAGGGUUCAUAGUUCAACAUCAUGUAUAACAAAGUUGCUGCUCUUGUAAAGUGGAAUAUAUUGGAAACACUAAAGUAGAUGUAAACGGUCGGUUUUGAUCGAUUAAUAAUCAGUUCUUUUACAUCAAUCGAAAACCGAUGGCCAAUCGGUUUCGA
Tripterygium wilfordii is the source of this 2369-nucleotide messenger RNA. RefSeq names its product synaptotagmin-4-like. Gene Ontology annotation, cellular component: endoplasmic reticulum. The coding region runs from base 243 to 1976 and encodes 577 amino acids. The record is from RefSeq and is a predicted model, not a curated record. The transcript has 13 exons. NCBI's taxonomy places the organism in Eukaryota, Viridiplantae, Streptophyta, Magnoliopsida, Celastrales, Celastraceae. Gene Ontology annotation, molecular function: lipid binding.